AUGCUGAACCUGACAGUUAAAGAAUAUGUCGUGCCAUUCGUACCAAAAUUAAUUUAUCCCAUUGAUGAACAAAUUGAGCUUGAACUUGGUGGGAAAAUAGAAAUUGAAUGCAAAGCUGUUAUGGGCGAGGAAGCAGCUGACUUCUGCCAGCUAUAUUGGAAUUUUAAUCACAAUUGCUUAAGUAUCAAUGAAGAUGAAGAAGUCUAUGAAAGUCAUAAUAGGAUUAUUACUGAAGAUAAAAGAGCAUCUAUGAUCAGAACACUUGUAAUUGUGAGAAUUAAAAGAGAGUAUUUGAAUAAAACCUUUAAGUGCUUUUUAAUUUGUCCAGACACGCAACAAAUCGGUAACAUCAUUCUUCUGGAAAAAGGCAAGGGUGACGCUGCUCCAGUAGUCCUACUAUUAAUCAUGGCAGUGGCUGUUUGCAUCAUUGUAACAGUUGUAUAUGUCAAGUUCAAAAUUUAUUUUGUCCUUUGCUUCAGAGACUUCGUUUCCAGAGAUGAAUCUUUAGAAGACAGUAAAGAAUAUGAUGCAUAUGUGCUGCUCCUUAAGAGUAAUGAUGCUCUUCUCAGUGCUAAAGAAGAAACAUUUGCAUUGGAACUAUUACCUGCAAUUCUAGAAGAAAAAUUUGGUUACCGACUAUGCAUUUUUGAACGCGAUGUUCUUCCAGGAGGAGCUUCUGCAAAUGAUAUGUUGUCCUACAUCAUCAAAUCUAGAAGAUUGAUUAUAAUACUUUGCACUGAAUGUCUGGCAGAAAAUAGUUCUAUGUAUGAACUGAUGACAGGUCUUCAUCAAGCUUUAGUCAACAGAUUAAUAAAGCCAAUCCUUAUCGAAUACAAUCCAGUAAGAGACGUUAGAUUUUUGCCGCAGUCGCUUCAGCUUAUUUUGAGAUCAAACAGGAGAGUGAAGUGGAAGAGUACAUCUUUCUCACAAAAUUCAUACUUUUGGAAGAAGGUACGUUACCUCAUGCCAGCAAAACAUAUUUAAACAUCUCUCUAUUCCCAAAAUGGAGGAAUCAUUCUUUGACAGCAGAAUCUGAAAUUGCAGUGACCUUGUGGUUAUAUAAGAUGGGAGAUCAUGAAGAUCUCCUAGUGUCUGUUAUUAGAGAAAGAAUAUCUGCUAUACUGGAGAAAGAACACUGCUAAUAGCCAAAUUUAAGAUUUUGAACAGUACACUGAAAUGAAACCACAGGGGCAAUUAACUAAUGUGAAAAUAAUCUCACAUGCAAGUGUAAGGAAAUAAGGAUUGAAGCCUAGAACAAGAAACUGUAAUUGAACACAUCCUGUUGUUAAAGCAGAUUUCUCUACAAUUUACACUCUCAUGGUCUCUACUGAAUAACUUUGAUCUCUUAAGGAGAUGGACUGGUGUGAGUGAAAUCUUCAAUUUCCUGAGCACCUGACAUGACUCACAGAAAUGUUUCAAAGCAUAUCAGUCAGACAUUGUGCAGUUGCUGUUGAUUUUUGUGUGAAUAACACCAUUUUGUCACCAGCAUAGUCCCACAAGCAGUGAAGUGGAUAAAUACCAGGUGGCCUACUUUUUGCAGUUGUAGCAAGAAUGUAGGCUCUAA
Stegostoma tigrinum is the source of this 1564-nucleotide messenger RNA. RefSeq names its product interleukin-18 receptor 1-like. The record is from RefSeq and is a predicted model, not a curated record. The transcript has 7 exons. Lineage: Eukaryota; Metazoa; Chordata; Chondrichthyes; Orectolobiformes; Stegostomatidae. The coding region runs from base 1 to 984 and encodes 327 amino acids. Gene Ontology annotation, biological process: signal transduction.